AUGCUAUCACAUGUAUCAGCAGAAGAAAGCAACAAAGAGGACUUUGUAAGCGAAAAAAAAAAAAAGAAAAAGAAAAAAAAAAAAAAUGCAUAUUCUCCUAUAUUCCAAGUAAACUAUCUGCAAGAGGAGGAGGACUUGAUCCACACGCAAAACGUUAACAUAAACAGUAAAAGCAAAAAAAAAAUGUUCACUGAUGGUAAAAAUUUAAUUAAUUUUAAAAAAAAGCAUUCGAGUGGAGAAAAAGGGAGCGAACAUUAUAAAGAACGAAAGGUGCAAGUAGGUGCAGAAGUAGGUGCAGAAGUAGGUGCAGAAGUAGGUGCAGAAGUAAGUGCAGAAGUAGAAGGGAAAUGCGCAGUUGAGACUGUCGACCUAUGCAACUAUUUGGAUUCUUUAAACGAUAAAAUAAAGGUGAGGAAGAAGGACAAGAAGAAGAACCAGCAAAAGGAGGGAAGCAAGCAUGGCCAUAAUACUAAUAGCAAUUAUGAUUGUUAUAAUAAUGAUAGCAAUUAUGGAGGUUAUAAUGGUGGUAGCCCUAAAAGAGUGGAAUUUUGCAACGAACGUAAAGACUCAAUCGAAAUAGUAUAUUUUGAUGGAGUGGCUGUUCAUAAAAAGGUACAAGGGGUAGAAGCACGUUACGAUGAUGUGCAUUAUAAGAAAACAGAUAAAAAUAAUUUCAUUAAUGACAAUAGCAGUAGUAGUAGUAGUAGUAGUAGAAGUAGUAGUAGUAGUAGAAGUAGUAGUAGUAGUAGUAGUAGUAGUAGCAGUAGUAGUAGAAGUCCUGGCCUACCAAAUGAUUCUGACUUACUAAGUGAUAACAUUCGUACUACAUGCGCUAAUAGAAAUGCACAACUGCUUGAGCUCGACCCUCAACAGUUGGUUGGACAGGAGGAACACCUACACAGUGAUGUGCACAUUGAUACGAACCGCCAUAGUGACAAUGAUGCUUACCCAGGUAAUACUAAUAUCAAUGGUAGCCACAUACGCAGUGAUGAGAACAACAACGAAUGUAAUAUUUUUUCCAGAAUUUUCAAUAGAGUAAAAAAAAUUAUUACAGAUCGAAAAGGAAAUCCAAUAACAGAUGCAAAUGCAUUAGACAAUGAUAUGUGUGAAUUAGAAAUUAUGGAAACUAAUAAUUUAAAUGAGCAUAGCGAUGAAAACUGCGGUUCAGUUACCACCAGUUGUGUACAUGAUGAAGUUUAUGUAAUACAUAGACAGGGAAUUAAUGCAGAUGGAAAUGUGAAUGACAAUACGAAUGCUCUAAUAACUAAUGGACCAAACGACUUCGUAUAUGUAAAUGGUCUUAAUCCUAAUGAUCUUAUGGACAACUCUAUAUUAGUAAAUAAUGAACAUGCCGGCAGGGGAACCGUUUUAGACAGCCAUCACCCGAGUGGUAGUUAUUUUUGUAGAGGCCCUUCAAAUAAUCGAAAUGAAGGAGCGGUAGAGGUGGAGGCUGCGAUAGAGGUAGGGGCUGCAAUAGAGAUGGAAGACGUAGUACAUGUGGCAAAUAUGGCAGAUGAUGAAGACGCAGAGGGGGAAGCUGCAAAUACUAAUUGGCGUGCUUACCACUUCCGCUACAGAGCCCUAUCGCAUAAUGUAUUUUCGUACUGCAAGGAUUAUGUUACUUAUGUUAAGGAGAAAAUAAAAAAAUACUGGCAAGAACGGGUACAAGAAGCAAAUAUACAAUUGACAACUCCACAUCAAACAUCAAGUCGAAGAGAAAAUACAAACAUACAUGAAGAUGAAAAUGAUGAUCCUAGUUGCUUGCAGAUACUUUUCUUUCUAGGUUUAGUUUGUAAAUUUCCUAUACUGUGGAUUGUUGGUUCAAUCAUAUUUUGUAUUACUCCAAAUGAACAUAAAAGAACAAAAGCAUGGUGUUUAAUAAAUACAGUUUUUGCUUUUAUUAGUAUUAUUUAUUUUAUUAGUACGUCUAAUUUUAAAAUUUCCAAACCUAUUUUUUUUGUUUUAAUGGAAUCUAAUACAGAAUCAAUAAAACUUUUUCACAAAGGAGUUGUAAGAAAUAAUAGUAAUAAUCAUAUUAUUCAAAAUGUUAUAGUGUUUGAUCAAUUUACUGUUUCUUACUGGAUGCCUUUAAAAACAUACAAUGUUUUUAAGACUGAACCGGGUCAUUUUCUCAAUUGGCAUUUUGUCUCUACUCAGAAACCCAACUCGAGCAUACUCCUAAGCAGAAACACAUACGCGCUUCUAAACAGAAUACAAGUAACAAUCCUUUUUGGAAAAGGCAAAGCGUACCCGACUGAAAGUGUAGAACAAAUAAAGCCAUUUUUUCAAAAUUUAAAAGAACACAAUAUGGACCCAGUGCCCUUUGAAAAGCUCACGAUGACUGAUAAUGAUAUCCCGGAGAACUUUUUCGGAGCGGGGAUAAGAUGCCAAAGCAUCCAAAAAAAUGGAAACAGAUUAAAUGAAAAAGAAAAAUGGUAUUUAUUUUGGAAAGAAUAUGAUAACACAGAUAGUAAUCCCGAUCAUUCUAUAUACAAUUCACUAGUUCCUGUUGGAGAAAUUUUUUUUUUUAAACAUGAACACAAUUGUAGAAUAGCUUUUCUCAUUCCUAAAAAUACAAAUAUGUAUCAGACAGACGUACCUCAAGAUUUUGUUGAAAUCAGAAAAAUUAUAAUAAAAGCUUUUUAA
This is a messenger RNA of Plasmodium malariae, 2646 nucleotides long. RefSeq names its product conserved Plasmodium protein, unknown function. The transcript has 3 exons. The record is from RefSeq and is a predicted model, not a curated record. Bases 1 to 2646 code for a protein of 881 amino acids. Lineage: Eukaryota; Apicomplexa; Aconoidasida; Haemosporida; Plasmodiidae.